Dioscorea cayenensis subsp. rotundata (Guinea yam) is the source of this 1724-nucleotide messenger RNA. RefSeq names its product transcription factor NIGTH1-like. Lineage: Eukaryota; Viridiplantae; Streptophyta; Magnoliopsida; Dioscoreales; Dioscoreaceae. Gene Ontology annotation, biological process: regulation of DNA-templated transcription. The transcript is spliced from 4 exons. Gene Ontology annotation, molecular function: DNA-binding transcription factor activity; DNA binding. The coding region runs from base 234 to 1640 and encodes 468 amino acids. The record is from RefSeq and is a predicted model, not a curated record.
UUUGCGAAGUUACCAUCCCUUUGCUUUAUCAUCUCAUGCUUUUCCUUUUCCUAUUCUCAAACCACCACUUUAUUCUCCCCCCUAGAACUCAACCAAAAAAGCAAGAAGGUGAUCCCCCAUUGAUCCUCCUUGUAUUCUCUCUUCUUUAAUUCUCUCAUCUCAUAAAGACCCCUUAUACCCCCUCCAUUCUUUGUUCUUCAAUUCAUCUUAAUUAAUUUCAUUUCAUCAUCUUCAUGGCUUCACCUCAAUCAGAGCUUACUCUUGACUUCAAGCCCACCGAUAAAACUCUCCGUCUCGAAGAAUUCCUCGCCCGUCUCGAAGAAGAAAGGUUGAAGAUAGAAGCCUUCAAACGUGAGCUUCCUCUUUGCAUGAAGCUCCUCACUAAUGCAAUGGAGACAUACAAGCAACAACUAGAAACAUACCAAACAAUCAAUAUUAAUGGUGCAAAGCCAGUACUCGAAGAAUACAUUCCUCUGAAAAGCAUACCAAUCCAUGAAGAUCAAGAAAAGCCUAUAUCCACCAUAUCAUCAGAGAAAGCAACUUGGAUGGUUUCCGCCCAACUUUGGAGCCCUGCCGGCGAUGAAACAAAGAAACAAGAAGCACCCGAGACACCGAAAAACUCCAUCAACCCAAUCACUGAAGUAGUCAGUACUAACCUUGCAUUGGAUAAUACAAAACAAAGGCAUGGUGUAGCUGGUGCAUUCAUUCCUUUCACCAAAGAUAAUAACCUCAAAGUCUCUAGUAGUUGUAUAAGUACUACUAGUGCUACUACUGUUACUACUUGUAGUAGUUCACCAUCAUAUGUUCUUCCAGACCUUGCUCUUGCUUCUCAUAAUAAAGAGAUUGAAAACAAGAACUUAUCUGAUCAAGUUGAGUGUAGUGGAUCAAAGAGUAGUAGUACUCCACCCACAAAUGGUCAAAACUCAGCAGCAACAGCUGGUUCACAAACUCAUAGAAAAGCAAGGAGAUGUUGGUCACCUGAUUUACAUCGUCGCUUUGUUAAUGCUCUUCAAAUUCUUGGUGGUUCUCAAGUCGCAACUCCGAAGCAAAUCAGGGAGCUCAUGAAGGUUGAUGGGCUGACCAAUGAUGAGGUCAAAAGUCAUCUUCAGAAAUAUAGGUUGCAUACGAGAAGGCCGAUGGUGGCGGCUCAGCCGGCGGCGGCUGCACCGCCGCAGCUCGUGGUUCUAGGUGGUAUAUGGGUCCCACCAGAGUAUGCCACGUCAGCUGCUGCUGGUCCAGCUGGCAUUUAUGGAGCCCACCCUGUUCCAACCCACUACUGUGCUCAGCCAGUUGCCCAGGAGUUCUACUCGCCGGCGACUGCGGCUGCUGUGGCGGCGGCGCAGCACCACCACCACCACCACCACCAACACCAUCAUGUAAAACCAUUUCCACUGAGGAAUAACGUUGGCUCUUCAUAUAAAGGAAGGGUGGUUGAGUCGCCGGAGUCUGACAUGAGAAGCGCCGGAGAGAGGUCGGAGAGCACUGGGGAAGGGGAGGAGGAGGAGGUAGAGAGGCAGGAGAGAGAGGAUGAAGAUGAAGAAGGAGAUGCUGACGUGGAAGUCCAUGAAAAGUCAGUAGCUGAGAAUGCAUUGGUUCUAGUGAACCGUGGAUUGCAGGAAACUAGUGGGCUCAAGCUCUAGGGUUUAGGGUUUUUCUUUUUUUUCUUUUGAGGUUUUAGGGUUUUUAGCUGUGCAUGCAUGGUACUAUGUUUGUGGGAGAGAGAA